Molecule: messenger RNA, 2274 nt
Organism: Ziziphus jujuba (common jujube)
Lineage: Eukaryota; Viridiplantae; Streptophyta; Magnoliopsida; Rosales; Rhamnaceae
Product: pentatricopeptide repeat-containing protein At1g80550, mitochondrial
Exons: 1
Coding region: 366-1727 (453 amino acids)
Molecular function (GO): protein binding
Source: RefSeq, a predicted model, not a curated record
CCAAAUUCCCCCUUGUAAUCCAAGGAAAAAAACCAUAUGAUUUUGAAAAUCAUCAAACAUCCUGACAUAUUUCGGCCCAGAAACCACCCCAAAAAAAAAAAAAAAAAUUCUAUUAACAUUCCGAUUCGUUAAGGCUUUCCGUGCCUGGCGUUGGGCUGAACUAAACCCAAACAACCUAAAGAAAAAAAAAAAAAAAAAAAGGCCCACAAUAUAAACGAAGAGCUUUCAUUCUUUAGCACGACGUCGUUUGUACUGGUCUCGUUGCUCCGAGCAGUGGCAGACUGCAGAGACCAAGAAAGUAACGGUAUGCCGCAAAAGACCAUCUUUACUGCAAAUUUUUGUUGGGUUUCAAAGAAAGCAAAAGAAUGAUUUCUUCAUUGAGAUCCAGAUGCAAUAGAUCAUUCAUUCUUCUAUCUUCCACUCGAAAUUUCCAAUUUUUCUCGACCACUCAAUCUGUUUCCGCCGAACCCACUUCAAUUCACAGCUCCAAGAACCCGAAACCUCAGCCCGACCAGCUCCAUUUUGACCCCAACACAGUCCGAGAAACGCUUUCUUCCUACUGCAAUGACUGGAAGCGCGCUUUCGAAUUCUUCAACUGGGUCGAGACCAGUUGCCAAUUCCAACACACCACCGACACCUACAAUCGUAUGCUCGACAUUCUCGGUAAGUUCUUCGAGUUUGACCUCUCUUGGGACUUAAUCCAGCGGAUGAACCAAAACCCAUUUUCUCGUCCUGACCAUUCCACUCUUCGAAUUAUGUAUAAGCGCUAUGUCUCUGCUCACCUUGUGAAAGAAGCUAUGGAUGCCUAUAAUCGUGCGGAAGAGUUUGGUUUGAAAGAUGAGACUUCGUAUUGUAAUCUUAUCGAUGCGCUUUGCGAGUAUAAACAUGUGAUUGAGGCUCAAGACAUGUUAUUUUGGAAGAACAAAGAUUCGGGUUUUGAUAAAAGCACGAAGAUUUAUAAUAUGAUUCUUCGCGGGUGGUCGAAAAUGGGGUGGUGGGGUAAGUGCAGAGACUUUUGGGAAGAGAUGGAUAGGAGAGGUGUAGUUAAAGAUUUGCAUUCGUAUUCCAUAUAUAUGGAUAUACUGUGCAAGAGUGGAAAGCCGUGGAAGGCAGUCAAAUUGUAUAAAGAGAUGAAGAAGAAGAGAAUCAAAUUGGAUGUGGUAGCUCAUAAUACUGUUAUCCGUGCCCUUGGUCUUUCUGAAGGUGUUGAUUUUUCAAUUAGGUUGUUAAGGGAGAUGAGGGACUUGGGUUGUGAACCCAAUGUUGUGACUUAUAAUACGAUCAUAAAGCUUUUGUGUGAAAAUGGGAGGUAUAAAGAGGCAUCUGCGAUGCUUGCUAAAAUGCCUGAGAAAGGUUGUGCUCCGGAUGUGAUUACGUAUCAUUGCAUAUUUGCCUCUCUUGAGAAGCCAAAAGAAAUUCUUAGGUUGUUUCAUAGGAUGAUUGGAAGUGGUGUUCAACCGAGGAUGGAUACUUACGUGAUGCUUAUGAGGAAAUUUGGGAGGUGGGGAUUCCUUCGACCGGUUUUUGUUGUAUGGAAGAAGAUGGAAGAGCUUGGGUGUAGUCCAAAUGAGUCUGCUUACAAUGCUUUGAUUGAUGCUCUGGUGGAAAAGGGAAUGAUAGACAUGGCUAGGUUGUACGAUGAAGAGAUGCUAGCAAAGGGGCUUUCAGCUAAGCCUAGGGAAGAGUUGGGGACAACGCUGGUAAGAAGAGGACCAGAUGAUGGGUAAUUGGAAUAUUUUGCAUUUUAUUCAAGAUGGAUGAGCCAUGAAAAUGCUUGUAAAUAUUAUUAGAAGAUUGUACCAUAAACUCCUGUAUUAAGCGGAUGGAAGAAGAUAGAGGCUCAGGGGUGCCAUCGGAAUAAUGCAAGUUGCUGAGACAUGAAUGGACGCCCUUCAGGCUUCUAUCUAUAUUGAGGAAAUGAGAUUUGAAAAGAGGUUGAAAUUGUCUGAUAGAUUGCUGAUGGUUUUGAGCCAUAAUCCAUAAGGAGCAGCAAUUUUCUGCUUCAAAAAAACUUUAGAUUUCUCAUCUCUUCAUGCGCUAGAGUAAAAGGUUCCUAGUGAAUAUAUCUAUAUGAAGCUCAUAAUUCAUGACAGCAAUAUGCUGCAGAUGGUCCUGAAGUAGGCAAAAUUAAGUGAAAGGUUAAUUUGAUGAUUACUUUGGGAUACUUUCUGAGUUCUUGGUUUCUUUUUGAUCCAUUUUGUUUCCACUCUAGAAGUCAUGGUCCAUGGAUAACUGUGAAAUGAUUACCAGAAGGAAGAUGGAACCAAUAAGCAA